This is a messenger RNA of Sparassis crispa, 174 nucleotides long. RefSeq lists its product as hypothetical. The coding region runs from base 1 to 174 and encodes 57 amino acids. The record is from RefSeq and is a predicted model, not a curated record. The transcript has a single exon. NCBI's taxonomy places the organism in Eukaryota, Fungi, Basidiomycota, Agaricomycetes, Polyporales, Sparassidaceae.
AUGGAUGGCGACGAGUCUUAUGUGCCUCGAAAGGUCAUCAAGACGCAAUGCGAUGACGGUUCGUCGGCUCGCAUUCGGGUCAUGCUCGUGUCCGGCGAGCGCUCCGAUAACGGAAUCAAUGAUACCAAGCAGAGCGUGCAUGACUCACCGCCUCCUCCUGCAAGUGCCGGCUAG